This is a messenger RNA of Racocetra persica, 245 nucleotides long. NCBI's taxonomy places the organism in Eukaryota, Fungi, Glomeromycota, Glomeromycetes, Diversisporales, Gigasporaceae. The record is from the annotation of a GenBank genome assembly.
AUACAGAUAGUAUUAUUAUUAAGAUGCAGCGUCUAAAACAAACUUAUAUGAAUACUAUUCAAGAAGAGUUGAUUAUAUACAAUAAUCAACUUUUUUUGACUAACUUAGUCAAAAGUUUUCUUACAACUAACUUAGAUUAUCUAUUUUCUAAUAAUAGUAAUGAAGUCAAUUAUAAUCUAUCUCAAGAAUUAUCUACUUAUUCAUUUCAAGAUAUUGAAUCAAUAUAUAAUUAUCUUGAAAGUUAG